Molecule: messenger RNA, 781 nt
Organism: Mytilus californianus (California mussel)
Lineage: Eukaryota; Metazoa; Mollusca; Bivalvia; Mytilida; Mytilidae
Product: U3 small nucleolar ribonucleoprotein protein IMP3-like
Exons: 7
Coding region: 58-609 (183 amino acids)
Biological process (GO): rRNA processing
Cellular component (GO): small-subunit processome; small ribosomal subunit; Mpp10 complex
Molecular function (GO): snoRNA binding; structural constituent of ribosome; rRNA binding
Source: RefSeq, a predicted model, not a curated record
CUGUACUUGCUAGCUUCCUGUUGAAUUUUACAUGCUCUCAGUACCAAUACUGUAAAUAUGGUCAGAAAACUAAAAUACCACGAAAAGAAGCUUCUUAAGAAAGUUGAUUUCAUUUCCUGGGAAGUCGACAAUAACUUACACGAGGUUAAAAUUAUGAAAAAGUACCACAUUCAAAAACGUGAAGAUUACACGAAAUACAAUAAGUUGUCUAGACAUGUAAGAGAGCUUGCCAGAAAAAUCAAAGAUGUUGAUGAGAAAGAUCCAUUUAGAAUAGAAGCCACAGCUCAACUCCUUGAAAAAUUACACUGUAUGGGAUUGACUCCAACAAAGAGAAGUCUGUCACUAGCUGAUGAUGUCACUGCAACAUCAUUCUGUAGGCGACGUCUUCCUGUUGUUAUGGUUAGAAAUCACAUGUCAGAAAACUUGAAGACUGCAACAACAUUCAUAGAACAAGGACAUGUUAGAGUUGGACCAGAAGUUGUUACAGAUCCAGCAUAUCUUGUCACAAGAAACAUGGAAGAUUUUAUAACCUGGACAGACACCUCAGCAAUCAGAAAACAAGUUUUAGAAUAUAAUGAACUGAGAGAUGACUUUGAUCUGAUGAGUUGAUGGAAUAAUUAAUGUGGUACAUGAUGACAUUGUGAAGGGAAAGGAAAUCAUGCUGGAUAUGAUACAUACAAGAUGAAUCCUAUAACAAAGUACGAGCUACAAGAUAGUGCUGGGCACUUUUAUAAGCUCUCUGAGAACAUUGGAAAAAUAAAUAAAUUACUUGAUACCAGUA